Phaeodactylum tricornutum CCAP 1055/1 is the source of this 1821-nucleotide messenger RNA. RefSeq lists its product with no specific name. The transcript has a single exon. The record is from RefSeq and is a predicted model, not a curated record. Gene Ontology annotation, molecular function: protein binding. NCBI's taxonomy places the organism in Eukaryota, Bacillariophyta, Bacillariophyceae, Surirellales, Neidiaceae. Bases 1 to 1803 code for a protein of 600 amino acids.
AUGACAGUACCAACAACAUUCUGCGAACUAGGUACCACUUCUACAACACCUGUUCCGUCGGUACCUUACCUACAGUUAGAAAAGGAUCGAACAAUACCCCCGCUCUCUGAUUCUGCAUACCAAUCCAGCAACGUCAAAGGCCUAGUCGUACCCCAAAAGCCCCAACCCCAAUCGGUUGUCACGCAACGCGAGGUCGGAUUCCGCUCUCGUUUAAACCCUCCUAUUCCACAAGAUGACUACGACGAUGACGAUCAUACCGCUUCCACUCUGGAUACUGAAGCAACCGGACAAUCAAACCCACUCAGCACACGUCGUCGGGGAAUGAAAGUUCUAGAUAACAUCGCGUUCGUCCCGUUCGGUUCGCAUUCCUCCGUGUCCCAAGAACCACUGGAAACGGUGCCAGGAACAACCUCAUCCGACUCUUCCUCAUCAUCGUACUAUACACCUAAACAAAUUUUACACACACCGUUGAAAUCUGCAUUGCGUCGACGAUCAGAAGCACCGGAAAGAACUUCCAUCACACGCCUGAAACCUGGGGCAAACACCCAACGCCGCGUACGGGGAUUGUGGAACGAUCGCGCCAAGAUUAUCACGGAUCCGUUUGCAGCCUUGCGAGACGAAACAAUACAACAUGUCUUUUCCUUUUUGUCAUUGUGGGAGAUGGGAAAUAUUGCGCGGACGUCACGGCGCUUUCGACACGUUGGCAGCACAUUACCGAGCUCUUGGACGACUGUAGACGCAACAGAAUUUGUGCAGCGCGUAUCCUCCCGACAAAUGUCCAGCGAUGCGCGAUUCACAACGGAAGCCUUGUCUAGGAUUCUCACCAAUCACGCUUCUUCCAUAGAGUCUUUGACAAUUCGUAAUAUCGGAGACAAGCUGGCACCCGAGUUCUUGUACAUACCACCCAACUUGAAGCGUUUGGAACUUUCCGAUUUUACAACACUCACCGAUACACAUUGGCACGUACUGUUGCUAACUUCUUCAGCGACCUCUGCUCCUAGCAGUGCCGGCAUACAUAUCAACACAGUUCGUGGAAGCGUUAAAGCUCCAAACUUGCACGCCAAUCCCGUGCGAAUUACAGGAUACCACCGGCUAGAAAGGGUCAAGUUAAGCUCUUGCCAACACAUUUCGGAAAAUGCAUUACGCUCUGUAGUCUCGACUUGCCCCAAUCUUCAAGAGCUGGUUUUAGAAAAUUGCCCUGGAAUUCAAAAUCUGGAUUAUUUGAGCCCGGCGUGGAAGCGACAAUCCGCUGUAUCAGUCCCACGUGCAUCGCGUUUGCAACCAUCCCAGUCAAAGCAACAGCCAUCGCCGGCAAUGUUGAAUAUGUUCGCACCUCCGCCACCACGGACAUCGCUGCACAAUGUAUCGGAUCCGUCUACACCACCACAAUCGCGCCCGUCUGCUGCUUUGGCUGCGUUAUUUGCUCCACCCGGCACUUCGCCGCCGCAUCGCAAAAACAGUUUGGUGGUGUCUGGAAACUUGACUCGGGUGCAGCUCGUUAACAUGACCAUUUCAUCUAAAACUGCACUGUUACAAUCAUUGCAGGCAGUGCCCGGUAAAGUCCAGUUGGAAUCGCUAAUUAUACGCUACAAGCUUGGCGAAGUUGCUUCGCCGCAACCCGAAUCUACCGAAUGGACACGAGAAGAUUUAUUAUGCCUGACAGGGCUACUCGACCCGAUACAUUUGCAGGAGUUGGACAUACCAAUGGAGACAUCCAUGGCGCCUGCAGGCAUGUUAUUACCUGCCUCUGAUAUACUCGCUAUGGCGAACAGCAGGAAGGAUCUCGGCAAGUUCACCUCUUAACAUAUGUGUUGCAAGUAU